Molecule: messenger RNA, 5541 nt
Organism: Symphalangus syndactylus (siamang)
Lineage: Eukaryota; Metazoa; Chordata; Mammalia; Primates; Hylobatidae
Gene: CD163L1
Product: CD163 molecule like 1
Cellular component (GO): membrane
Source: RefSeq, a predicted model, not a curated record
AUGAUGCUGCCUCAAAACUCGUGGCAUGUUGAUUUUGGAAGAUGCUGCUGUCAUCAGAACCUUUUCUCUGCUGUGGUAACUUGCAUCCUGCUCCUGAAUUCCUGCUUUCUCAUCAGCAGUUUUAAUGGAACAGAUUUGGAGUUGAGGCUGGUCAACGGAGACGGUCCCUGUUCUGGGACAGUGGAGGUGAAAUUCCAGGGACAGUGGGGAACUGUGUGUGAUGACGGGUGGAACACUACUGCCUCAAUUGUCGUGUGCAAACAGCUUGGAUGUCCAUUUUCUUUCGCCAUGUUUCGUUUUGGACAAGCUGUGACUAGACAUGGAAAAAUUUGGCUUGAUGACGUUUCCUGUUAUGGAAAUGAGUCAGCUCUCUGGGAAUGUCAACACCGGGAAUGGGGAACCCAUAACUGUUAUCAUGGAGAAGAUGUUGGUGUGAACUGUUAUGGUAAGAGUCUAACUAGAGUAGGAAGGCAAGGUGAAGCCAAUCUGGGUUUGAGGCUAGUGGAUGGAAACAACUCCUGUUCAGGGAGAGUGGAGGUGAAAUUCCAAGAAAGGUGGGGGACUAUAUGUGAUGAUGGGUGGAACUUGAAUACUGCUGCCGUGGUGUGCAGGCAACUAGGAUGUCCAUCUUCUUUUAUUUCUUCUGGAGUUGUUAAUAGCCCUGCUGUAUUGAGCCCCAUUUGGCUGGAUGACAUUUCAUGCCAGGGGAAUGAGUUGGCACUCUGGAAUUGCAGACAUCGUGGAUGGGGAAAUCAUGACUGCAGUCACAAUGAGGAUGUCACAUUAACUUGUUAUGAUAGUAGUGAUCUUGAACUAAGGCUUGUAGGUGGAACUAACCGCUGUAUGGGGAGAGUAGAGCUGAAAAUCCAAGGAAGGUGGGGGACCGUAUGCCACCAUAAGUGGAACAAUGCUGCAGCCGAUGUCGUAUGCAAGCAGUUGGGAUGUGGAACUGCACUUCACUUCGCUGGCUUGCCUCAUUUGCAGUCAGGGUCUGAUGUUGUAUGGCUUGAUGGUGUCUCCUGCUCCGGUAAUGAAUCUUUUCUUUGGGACUGCAGACAUUCCGGAACCGUAAAUUUUGACUGUCUUCAUCAAAACGAUGUGUCUGUGAUCUGCUCAGAUGGAGCAGAUUUGGAACUGCGACUAGCAGAUGGAAGUGAUAAUUGUUCAGGGAGAGUAGAGGUGAGAAUCCAUGAACAGUGGUGGACAAUAUGUGACCAGAACUGGAAGAAUGAACAAGCCCUUGUGGUUUGUAAGCAGCUAGGAUGUCCAUUCAGCGUCUUUGGCAGUCGUCGUGCUAAACCUAGUAAUGAAGCUAGAGACAUUUGGAUAAACAGCAUAUCUUGCACUGGGAAUGAGUCAGCUCUCUGGGACUGCAUAUAUGAUGGAAAGGCAAAGCGAACAUGCUUCCGAAGAUCAGAUGCUGGAGUAAUUUGUUCUGAUAAGGCAGAUCUGGACCUAAGGCUUGUCGGGGCUGAUAGCCCCUGUUAUGGGAGAUUGGAGGUGAAAUACCAAGGAGAGUGGGGGACUGUGUGUCAUGACAGAUGGAGCACAAGGAAUGCAGCUGUUGUGUGUAAACAAUUGGGAUGUGGAAAGCCUAUGCAUGUGUUUGGUAUGACCUAUUUUAAAGAAGCAUCAGGACCUAUUUGGCUAGAUGACGUUUCUUGCGUUGGAAAUGAGUCAAAUAUCUGGGACUGUGAACACAGUGGAUGGGGAAAGCAUAAUUGUAUACACAGAGAGGAUGUGAUUGUAACCUGCUCAGGUAGUGAAACAUGGGGCCUGAGGCUGGUGGGCGGCAGCAACCGCUGCUCGGGAAGACUGGAGGUGUACUUUCAAGGACAGUGGGGCACAGUGUGUGAUGACGGCUGGAACAGUAAUGCUGCGGCUGUGGUGUGUAACCAGCUGGCUUGCCCAUCUUCUAUCAUUGGCAUGGGUCUGGGAAACGCUUCUACAGGAUAUGGAAAAAUUUGGCUCGAUGAUGUUUCCUGUGAUGGAGAUGAGUCAGAUCUCUGGUCAUGCAGGAACAGUGGGUGGGGAAAUAAUGACUGCAGUCACAGUGAAGAUGUUGGAGUGAUCUGUUCUGAUGCAUCGGAUAUGGAGCUGAGGCUUGUGGGUGGAAGCAGCAGGUGUGCUGGAAAAGUUGAGGUGAAAGUCCAGGGUGCCGUGGGGAUUCUGUGUGCUAACGGCUGGGGAAUGAACAUUGCUGAAGUUGUUUGCAGGCAACUUGAAUGUGGGUCUGCAAUCAGGGUCUCCAGAGAGCUUCACUUCACAGAACGAACAUUACACAUCUUAAUGUCGAACUCUGGCUGCACUGGAGGGGAAGCCUCUCUCUGGGAUUGUAUACGAUGGGAGUGGAAACAGACUGCAUGUCGUUUAAAUAUGGAAGCAAGUUUGAUCUGCUCAGCCCACAGGCAGCCCAGGCUGGUUGGAGCUGAUAUGCCCUGCUCUGGACGUGUUGAAGUGAAACAUGCAGACACAUGGCACUCUGUCUGUGAUUCUGAUUUCUCUCUUCAUGCUGCCAAUGUGCUGUGCAGAGAAUUAAAUUGUGGAGAUGCCAUAUCUCUUUCUGUGGGAGAUCACUUCGGAAAAGGGAAUGGUCUAACUUGGGCUGAAAAGUUCCAGUGUGAAGGGAGUGAAACUCACCUUGCAUUAUGCCCCACAGUUCAACAUCCGGAAGACACUUGUAUCCACAGCAGAGAAGCUGGAGUUGUCUGUUCCCGAUAUACAGAUGUCCGACUUGUGAAUGGCAAAUCCCAGUGUGACGGGCAAGUGGAGAUCAACGUGCUUGGACACUGGGGCUCACUGUGUGACACCCACUGGGACCCAGAAGAUGCCCAUGUUCUAUGCAGACAGCUCAGCUGUGGGGCUGCUCUCUCAACCACAGGAGGAAAAUAUAUUGGAGAAAGAAGUGGUCAUGUGUGGGGACACAGGUUUCAUUGCUUAGGGAAUGAGUCACUUUUGGAUAACUGUCAAAUGACAGUUCUUGGAGAACCUCCCUGUAUCCAUGGAAAUACUGUCUCUGUGAUCUGCACAGGAAGGCUGGCCCCGCUGCUGUUUCCAUGCCUCGCAAAUAUAUCUGACCCAUAUUGGUCUCUAGUUCCAGAGGGCAGUACUUUCAUCUGCUUAGAGGACAAACGGCUCCGCCUAGUGGAUGGGGACAGCCGCUGUGCCGGGAGAGUAGAGAUCUAUCACGACCGCUUCUGGGGCACCAUCUGUGAUGACGGCUGGGACCUGACCGAUGCCCACGUGGUGUGUCGAAAGCUGGGCUGUGGAGUGGCCCUCAAUGCCACGGUCUCUGCUCACUUUGGGGAGGGGUCAGGGCCCAUCUGGAUGGAUGACCUGAACUGCACAGGAACGGAGUCCCACUUGUCGCAGUGUCCUUCCCGUGGCUGGGGGCAGCACGACUGCAGGCACAAGGAGGACGCAGGGGUCAUCUGCUCAGAAUUCACAGCCUUGAGGCUCUACAGUGAAACUGAAACAGAGAGCUGUGCUGGGAGAUUGGAAGUCUUCUAUAAUGGGACUUGGGGCAGCGUCGGCAGGAGGAACUUCACCACAGCCAUAGCAGGGAUUGUGUGCAGGCAGCUGGGCUGUGGGGAGAAUGGAGUUGUCAGCCUCGCCCCAUUAUCUAAGACAGGCUCUGGUUUCAUGUGGGUGGAUGACAUUCAGUGUCCUAAAACGCAUAUCUCCAUAUGGCAGUGCCUGUCUGCCCCAUGGGAGCGAAGAAUCUCCAGCCCAGCAGAAGAGACCUGGAUCACAUGUGAAGAUAGAAUAAGAGUGCGUGGAGGAGACACCGAGUGCUCUGGGAGAGUGGAGAUCUGGCACGCAGGCUCCUGGGGCACAGUGUGUGAUGACUCCUGGGACCUGGCCGAGGCAGAAGUGGUAUGUCAGCAGCUGGGCUGUGGCUCUGCUCUGGCUGCCCUGAGGGAGGCUUCGUUUGGCCAAGGAACUGGAACCAUCUGGUUGGAUGAGAUGCAGUGCAAAGGAAAUGAGUCAUUUCUAUGGGACUGUCAUGCCAAACCCUGGGGACAAAGUGACUGUGGACACAAGGAAGAUGCUGGCGUGAGGUGCUCUGGACAGUCGCUGACAUCACUGAAUACCUCCUCAGGUCAUUCAGCACUUAUUUUAUCUAGUAUCUUUGGGCUCCUUCUCCUGGUUCUGUUUAUUCUAUUUCUCACGUGGUGCCAAGUUCAGAAACAAAAACAUCUGCCCCUCAGAGUUUCAACCAGAAGGAGGGGUUCUCUCGAGGAGAAUUUAUUCCAUGAGAUGGAGACCUGCCUCAAGAGAGAGGACCCACAUGGGACAAGAACCUCAGAUGACACCCCUAAACAUGGUUGUGAAGAUGCUGGCGAGACAUCGCUGUUGGGAGUUCUUCCUGCCUCUGAAGCCACAAAAUGACUUUAGACUUCCAGGGCUCACCAGAAUCGUGAUAUGUGGCCGAUGUUAAGCCCUCCCAACACAGCAACUUGAAAACUCACCAUGAAGAGCAGCAGUCAAAGGAACUAGGGAAAUCUACAGUGUGAUCAGUUUUUCUGCUGCAGGUAAGCAGAGAGCAUCCCUUUGCACUGAAUAGGCCACUGAGCUGCAUUACUGCUUAUUAAUUCCUCAUCAUUCCUGCCUCCUUUGAUGUUCUCCCUAAAUGACUAGAUUUGCGGGGCUAAGAACUUUAUUUCCCACAAUCCCUAGCAGGAAGAACCUGGGCUCGCUUCCACCAGAGAGACUUGUUCAUGGAAGAUACGGUUUCGCAAGGAUCUUUGCACUUGUCCUGAAAACUGCUAGCCUUGGUAUUACAGCAUGGUGACCUUUAGCAGUGGUUUCCUGGGGGUUUUAAAACUUCCUGAUGAGGGUUUUGUAAGCACAAUUAUUUCCUGUAGUAAACCACUUCCUGCUUAAAAUACCUAGGUGUCUCUUUGUUUGUUGUCUGAUUUUUAGAGCUCUUGGUCUCCCUGAAUUUGUUUAACACUGGAAAGAAUUACAUUUUGGUGAAUGGAACAAUAGAGCCUUAAGAGUUGCAUUCUCUCAUUCCAAAUAGUGAAACAUGAAGAAUGAAACAACAUUGGCAAGAAAUGUAUUGGGCAGACAGAGAAAAAAAGAGUAAAAGAAAUUAUACUCAGUAAGAAGUAACCCAAGACUUAAGAAACAAGCAGUAAUAGGAAAGACACACACAAGCCAAAAGAUAAAGCAAGUAGGAAAAAUGAUUUUAAAAUGUUUUAGAGAAUCAGAGUAAUAAAAAGAAUCAAUACAAAUUAAUAAAAAAACAUAGAAAAGGGGAGAAAUAAAAAAUAAAAUGUAAUAAAAAAGAAUAAAUGUGGCCCCUGGGAAUUUUGGGGGCAUCUACAAAAAUAAAAGAUGAUGAUGAUCUAUAAUCACACAAAGUAAUACACACCCCAAGGAAACCCAUGCAGACACAAGAGACUAACAUCCCAUGGCUAUAUUGAAUAUCUUCUUAAUAUACAUACAGUUUUACAAAUAUCAGAGUAAAUUGGUCAUAUGGUUUGGAUAUUUGUUCCACCCAAAUCUUAUGUUAAAAUGUAGGCCCCAAAGUUG